CCAAAACGGUGUGGCGUUAUGUUUUGACUCAGCAGAAAUACCCAUCAACUCAACAUGGACGUUGGAGAACUUUUAUCAUUUCAGCCAGAGAAACCAAGCACAAUAAGCAGAAAACGUCCCGCAGAUGAUUACAGUGAUGACAGUGAUGAGGAAGAGGUGGAAAUUGUCGAGAAAAGGCGCAGAGAUCGACCAGCACCCAGGUCAGGAAUCAGUGAAGAAGAACGGGAAAAGAUUCUGGCUAUGGUCGAGAAUGAAGCCGAUGGCGAGACAUUAGAUGAUACAAAUCUCAAGAAGCUGGUCUUGAAGUUUGAGAAAGCUGUCUACAAAAAUCAGGAAAUGAGAAUCAAGUUUCCAGAUAUGCCAGAAAAGUUUAUGGAGUCUGAGGUAGAACUAAACGAUGUUAUACUGGAGAUGCAUGUCAUAGCAACUGUCCCGGAGUUGUACCACAUUCUCGUAGAGUUGAAUACAGUACAGUCACUUCUUCAGCUUCUAACACAUGAAAAUACAGACAUCUCGAUAGCAGCCGUUGAUUUAAUGCAAGAACUCACAGAUGUGGAUACACUCAAUGAAAGUGAUGAAGGUGCAGCAGCUCUUGUAGGAGCACUUCUGGAUGGUCAGGUGGUGGCAUUGCUGGUACAGAACUUGGAGCGCCUUGAUGAGAAUGUGAAGGAGGAAGCUGAUGGAGUUCACAAUACGCUAGCUGUGAUAGAGAACAUGGCAGAAUUCCGGCCAGAGAUGUGUGGAGAUGCAGCACAGCAGGGUCUUCUGCAGUGGCUGUUGAAACGGAUCAGGGCAAAAAUGCCUUUUGAUGCAAACAAGUUAUACGCAACAGAAAUCGUGGCCAUUUUAUUACAAAAUAGUGAUGACAACAGACAAAUCCUUGGUGAUGUUGAUGGCAUUGAUGUUAUAUUACAACAGUUGGCUUGGUACAAGCGGCAUGAUCCCAGUUCCAAAGAGGAGGUUGAGAUGAUGGAGAACAUCUUCAACUGCCUGUGCUCCUGCCUCAUGUCCCCCAUCAACAGAAACAGGUUCCUCAAGGGGGAGGGGCUCCAGCUCAUGAACCUCAUGCUAAGAGAGAAGAAACUUUCACGCAACUGUGGAAUCAAGGUGUUAAACCAUGCCAUGACUGGGCCAGAGGGUCGAGACAAUUGUCAAAAGUUUGUCGAUAUUCUCGGUCUGCGGACGAUAUUCCCACUGUUCAUGAAGACGCCAAAACAAGGGAGGGCAGGGCCUCCACCUGAGGAGAUGGAAGAGCACAUCUGUUCCAUUAUCAGCUCGAUGUUGAGAAAUUGCCAGUCCACCCAAAGACAACGGUUGUUAAGCAAGUUUAUUGAGAAUGACCAUGAAAAGGUUGAACGGUUGCUGGAGUUACAUUUCAAAUACCUGGACAAAGUACGAUUUGUGGAUGACCAAAUUGAGAGGGAAAAAUCUAGAUUAAAGUACACCAGUAAGGAGGUUGAUGAUGAUAUGGAGGAUGAGUUUUACCUGCGUCGUCUCGAUGCGGGGCUGUUCACACUACAGCUGAUCGACUACAUUCUCCUCGAGACAUCUGUCACAGGCCCUUCCAGUAUUAAAUCUCGAGUGCAGCAAAUUUUGAAUAUGAGAGGCGGCUCUGUAAAGUCAAUUCGUAGCAUCAUGAGAGAAUAUGCUGGAAAUAUCGGCGAUGCUAAGGACCCAGAAUUGCGAGAAGAGGAACAAAAUCAUAUCAUGCAGCUGAUUGAGAAGUUUUGAGGUGUAUGGAUAUUGUUAUUAUCAGAAGUUCAAAGAUGUACCGAUAUCAUUCUGAGGUGCAUCAAUUCCAUCGUUAUCAAAAGUGCUGCUAAACUCAUAGUUUUUGCAUUUUUUAAGGUCUUAUCUGUUCACACCUAUCAAAGCUCAGAAAUGUAUCAAUAUCAUAAGGGCUGAGGUGUUCUAUAAUUAAAAGUUAAUGGAAUUUCUUAGGUGUUAUCUGAAUUUGUUAUUAUCAGAAGGGCUGAGGUGUAUCAUAAAUGUUAUUAUCCAAAGCUUUAAUACACCUCUGAUUUAAAACAGCUUGCGUUGGCGUUCCCUCCGUGGCGCUCUUGUUUUUCUCAUCAUACCUGUUGACACAGUAAAACACGUUAUGUGAUCUAAAGUAAGAAUUUAAACAAAAUAGAAACAGUCUUUAAAAAAAAACUUUUAUAUAUACCGGGCGGUAUUUUGUUUCCGGUGAAUGAAAAAACAAUGACGCUAUGGUUUUUAAGCAGGUGUUUGUGAGAAUAAACGUUUACAUGUAUAAUAAGAAAUGUACAUGUUGACAAAUAUUAAACAUUACACAGUACAUUAUUAUGACAUACUUUCUUUUUCUUAUGUGCUCAGUUUCAUUUCAGAUUGUAAAUGUUAUUGUACAGUAUUUUUUAAAUAAUAAAUGUGCUAUUAUUGUAAACUACCAUGUUGCUUAUGAUUUACUUACAUGUAUACAUGUAUUAAGUCAGUUCACUGUUAUGCCAUAGGGCUUGAAAAAGGCAUCCACCUUAUAUUGAAUAAAAAAACAUGUAAUUGCCGAAAA
This is a messenger RNA of Mya arenaria, 2527 nucleotides long. Its product is annotated as beta-catenin-like protein 1. Gene Ontology annotation, cellular component: spliceosomal complex. The transcript has 16 exons. The coding region runs from base 55 to 1731 and encodes 558 amino acids. The record is from RefSeq and is a predicted model, not a curated record. Lineage: Eukaryota; Metazoa; Mollusca; Bivalvia; Myida; Myidae.